CUGAGAAAUAUUAACUCUAUAAAUUGUAAACACCGAGAAGCAUUCACAAAGUUAAGAAGCACAAUGAAGAUUUUCUUCCUUUGUUUUUUUGCCGCUUUGGCAUGUCAAGUGUUUUCUUUAUCAAUCGUGACAACGUCACCGAGCACUGAUGAAGAUCCAGUUAUCAGCAGCAUUGAUGAAGCCCUUUCGGAUUUGAAGAAACUAAAUGACAAUGUGACUAAUAACAAUGUUUCUAGCAACAAAGUAAAGUCGUUAAUAUACCGUGUUAUGGGAAGUUUACAAGAAAUAGUCGAUCCAAAAAAUAUUGUCCAUGAUGAAGUACCAUCAACAAGAAGCGUAAAAUUGUCGCCCUUCAAUGCAACUCAUCAAAAUAAAUCCCUUAUCAAAAAGACAACUUUCGCUGAUGAAGAGAGGAAAGCAAUGGAACAUCGCGACACUUCUGCGAACCCGAAAAAUUUCAUCAUCAAAAAUAAUUAUCAAGUUCAUUUUGAGCCAGAAGAGGAGGCUACUUUGAGCCCUCCUGCUGUUAAAAAUAAUUUCAAUUCAUAUUCAAAAGAGCUUCACGAUAUUAACCACCCCCUUGUUCGUAAUUAUAUAGAGGGAAUAAAAGAAACUGUUCGUCCUAAGAAAACUCUGAAGCCUCUUCCCAAAUAUACUGUCGAGUUUAUUAAGUCUCGUCAUCCUGUUACCGAACGUUCGAGAGAUUUUGAUAGCUAUGCCUAUGAUCAAGCCGAUCGAACUGAUACAGCCGAUCGAAUUGUUACAGCCAAUCGAGCUGGUGCUAAUGCAGCCCAUCAAGCCGAUCAAUACGAUCAAUUAUCCCAGUACAUAAAAAAAUUAUCCUGGCUAAAAAAUCAAAUUGAUCUGCUGGAAAAAGGAUUUUUCCUUGAUGCCACAUUUGAUCAAGAAAUACCUGAAAAAUAUUUUAGAUUUUUUAAUCCGCAGCAGCAGCAAUAUUUGCAGGAAUUGAGAUUGCUGGACCAGCAGGAAAUGCAGCUGCCCAGAGAUGACGAUUUCUGAUCGAAUUUUAGAAAAAGACGUAUUGUAUUUUGAAAAUAAAUAAAUUGAAGAUUAAUUUU
Cotesia glomerata is the source of this 1079-nucleotide messenger RNA. RefSeq lists its product as uncharacterized. The record is from RefSeq and is a predicted model, not a curated record. Bases 64 to 1020 code for a protein of 318 amino acids. NCBI's taxonomy places the organism in Eukaryota, Metazoa, Arthropoda, Insecta, Hymenoptera, Braconidae. The transcript has 2 exons.